Octodon degus (degu) is the source of this 993-nucleotide messenger RNA. RefSeq names its product amyloid P component, serum (gene Apcs). Bases 174 to 845 code for a protein of 223 amino acids. Gene Ontology annotation, biological process: innate immune response. The record is from RefSeq and is a predicted model, not a curated record. Gene Ontology annotation, molecular function: complement component C1q complex binding. The transcript is spliced from 2 exons. Lineage: Eukaryota; Metazoa; Chordata; Mammalia; Rodentia; Octodontidae.
AUCAUUCACAUGUUGCUGAUGCUCUCCAUCUUGCCUCCUCAAUCCAGGGGACGAUAAAUCCUAGAGCACCUGGGAUCCUAAAGUGUGAACCUCAGAGCUCAGCAGACAAUCACUGUGCUGCUGCCUACACUGUGGUAUCACUGCAGCUGCUGUCACGGCCCCAGCUCACAAACAUGGACAAGAUGCUUCGUUGGGUCUCUGUCUUUGCCAUCUUCCUGGAGGUGUUUGCUCAGACAGACCUCCAGAAGAAGGUAUUUGUGUUCCCUAGAGAAUCUGACAGUGAUCACGUGAGCCUGCUGACAAAGCUGGAGAAGCCCCUGCAGAAUGUUACUGUGUGCUUACGAGCUUAUAGUGACCUUUCUCGACAAUACAGCCUCUUCUCCUACAACACUCAGGGCAGAGAUAAUGAGCUACUCAUUUAUAAAGAAAACAUUGGAAAGUAUAGUCUAUACAUCGGAGGGACCAGAGUCACAGCUAAGGUUCAUGAAGAGAUUCCUGCUCCAGUGCACAUCUGUACCAGCUGGGAAUCCUCCUCUGGCAUUGUUGAGUUUUGGAUCAAUGGGAAACCUAUGGUGAAAAAGGGCCUGAAGAAGGGGUACUCUGUAGCACCACACCCUAAGAUUAUCCUGGGGCAGGAGCAGGAUUCCUAUGGAGGCAGUUUUGAACAGAGCCAGUCCUUUGUGGGGGAGUUUGGAGAUUUGUACAUGUGGGACUCUGUACUGUCUCCAGAACAGAUCCUGUCUGCAUAUGAUGGGUUCCCUGACAGUGCUAAUAUUCUCAACUGGAAGGCUCUGAACUAUGAAUCGAAAGGCUAUGUCAUCAUCAAGCCUCGAGUGUGGGCCUGAGCUCAAAUGUUGACCACAGCUCUUGAAAAGGAAAUGACCAAUGCCUAAGAGAUCUUCUCGAUGCAACUAUAUAGCAGAGCCUUUGUCUGUAGCUCUUUUCUGAAGUUCCCAUCUAUGUAUGUGCCUAAUAAAAAUAUUGUAUCAUUCC